UGUCAGCCAAUUCACACAGUUGAAAAAAGUGAGAGAGUGAAUGGUUGGGGCUGAUAAAUGAUGAUUUCCAGUUGAAAUUUUAGUUUUUUUUUGUGUUUCUCUUUCCGAAAUUAAAUCAAUCAAAUGACUCCAACCAACCUUGAUAAACAAAUACGUUGAUUUACGAGUGAAAACAAACGAAAUAAAGAAAAUUUCAAAGUGUUAAUCGACGGUUGUGGCAUUUUAAAGGAGAAAAAAGUGGAAUUUUUUUUUGCAAAAUCAAAGUGUUGUGUUUCUCUGUGGAUCAAACGUAGCCAACAGCGAAUGAGUAAAUGUUUGGGGGCAACAAGGCAACAACAAAUGAUGAUACGCAAAUAAAAUAAAAAUCCAAAUAAAAGAAAAGCGAAAAAGUGAAGAAAUAUUAAUUCCAAAAGUUUUUUUAUUCUUAUCUGAAAAACCCAAGCAGCAACCACAACAUAAAGCCUCUGAUAUUUGCAGAUAAGAAGUGAAAGAAAGAAAAAUAACAAGAUAAUUAAGAAAUUUGCAAGUGUAUGUAAAAGUGAAGUGAAGAAAUUGUUGGUUUUGUUGUGUCUGCAUCAAGAAGUAACAAGAAAGAAAGAAGCAAAAAUACAAGAGCGUCUUGAUGUUUGCCCAGAAAACAAAAGUUGUGAAAUAAACAUCAACGUCAACGUUUUUGUUGUAACAUCCUUCUUUGUUCAACAGCAGCAGCAGCCGCGUAGCUGCUUAUCAGCCAUCUACUAACAAGCUACAAGCUGAAACAUGAGUUCUCGAAACAAAACUGAUGUUAAAAAAUUAUUCGAAUAUUGGUGUGAGGUAUCACGAACUCAUGAUGGCAUUGAACACACAAAUAUUUCGAGACACAGCAAUGGUGGUAGUGGUGGCUAUAGCGGUGCACCAGUGGGCGUAAUAACAGAAAGUUUUCCCGAGAGUUUUCGUGAUGAAAAGACAAUACACGAUAUACCCGCCUUUGCAUUUCCCUGUGAAUUUGAAAGUGAUUCCGUACAGUCAUAUUCAUUUGUACUGACAACAGACGACUCCAAAUGGCGAUUUGGGUUUUGCCGACACGAUCCAAAGACCGAAUCGACAAUGGUCAUUAUCACACUCUUGCCAUGGCAUGACACAUUUUUGAGACUGUUAGGAGUAUUAGCGGAACUAAGAAGAACCGAACCAAAAGAAUUUCAACAAUUUCUAACCGAGGCCUACAACAGUGGAGUACCCGAUGUGGGUAGCCAAUUGAAAUUGGUCUAUAGUCAGGGUCAAAGUCAAUUUAUAUUUGAACGACCCAAGCCAUUUCAGUUGCCUAGUAUACCAGAAAAUCACAACCUUAAUCUAUAUUAUAAUUUUGUGGAUCCAAAGAAUAUGAUAGCCGUAUUUGCAGCCAUGUUGGCUGAGAGACGCAUCAUUUUUACCUCCACACGUUUGGAUCGUUUGUCUUCCUGCAUCCAGGCGGCCAAUGCCUUUCUCUAUCCCAUGGUGUGGCAGCACAUUUUCAUUCCCGUGCUGCCCAUGAAGCUCAAAGAUUAUUUAAGUGCUCCCAUGCCAUAUUUGAUAGGAGUGCCACAUUUGGUAUUGAAAACGAUGACCCCCGAGGAAUUGGGCGAAGUCGUCACCCUUGACUGUGAUACGAAAAUAUUUGACAGCCCAUUCGAUGAUGUGCACGCCAUGCCGAGCGAAAUUGUUUCACAAUUGAAAAAGCAACUUAGCCAUUCACAUCAGCAUAUGGGCGAUCGGGUAUCGAAAAUAUUCCUCGGUGUUCUGGUGCAAUUAAUCGGAGGCUAUCGUGAUGCUGUGGAAUUCCGGGAAACAGGCAAGACGUUUAAUCGUGACAAAUUCAUCGAAUCGAGGCCAUCACAUUUGCGACCGUUUCUAACGAAAAUGAUGGAAUUGCAAAUAUUUCAACAAUUCAUCGAUGAACGUUUGGAAAUGAUGAAUACCGGCUUGGGUUUCUCCGAUGAAUUUGAACAGGAGACGGUACGUUAUGCGGAAAAACUGAAGAAACGUGGCCGCUUCUAUCAGCUCAAGGAGAAGACUAAUCCUGCUGUUAAGACCGCUGUAAAAUCGGUCAAAGAAAGCUCCCGUCUGGCCAAACACGCCUACAAAGAUCUCAAAACGAAAUUACGUGAUAUAACACCACCAAAUCCGUCAUCGUCAUCACAUUUACAUCACAACAACAACAAUUUCCGUUCACAUCUCAAUUCGAAUACACCACACGAUCGCCUGGACGGUGUCAGUGUCGGCAGCAGCGGUUAUGUUACCUCCGCCAGUGGCAAGGAGUCUGCGGGAAAAUCACUGAAAACCUAUUUGGGCCGCCAUUCAGCACCCAGUUCACCCGUGUUUUGCAAACGCAUCGGCAGCUCCUCGGCCGCCGUCUUCCAGUAUGCGCCCAAAGACCAGAUCACCAAUGCUUCGCAACAUUUGCGCCGCGGUCCAACAACACUGGCCAUGUCCAAUUCCAGUACGCACAUACAGUCGAAUGGUUAUGCGAAAUCUUCUCCGAUUUCUUUUAAUCACAAUCAUCAUUUGGCUUCAUCUCCAACCAUUAGUCCGGCGAGUUCGCUAUGUUCGUCGGAAAUGAAUUUGUCACAGGAAUUGCAAAAUCAUCCGCUCUUUAAGUCACCCAUUGUGGAUCGAAGUCUUAAGCCAUGCCAUAGUUUAGAGUCUAAUCAUCGCAUAAAUGCCACAAGAACGGGGGGACCACCUCCAGCUAGGCCACCUCCACCAGCAGCUCAUUUAUUACAGCUCUAUCAGCAGCAGCAGCAAGGGCCGACGCCACAGCAGCAACAACAGCUAACAAGACAGCGUUCGCAGCAGCAGCAACAACAACACAAUACUCCCACUUAUUAUAAUCACCCAUAUGGUUCACAUCCCCAUGUAGAGGGUAAACCACCACCCCACAUAGCCCGACAAGCACAGACUGUCUCCUCCCCCACAGAUCAUGAAAAUUGCAACACCAUGAAUUCCAUUAAAAGCAACAACACCAUCACUACCACCACUACCACCACUUCUACCUCUGUAUCCACCUCAGCAAUAGCCAACAAUCAUCAUCAGCAUCAUUCCCAUCCGCCUCAUAAUGGUGUUGUUGGUGGACCAACCCAUCAGCGACCAUUAACAACAUCCACACCCAACAACAGCAGUCACAAUAGUUUCAUAAAUACCACCGACUCAUCGUAUGACACACCACCGGAUAUGCUAUCACCGCCAGUACCGCCGAGAAGACAACAAGCUGCAACUCUUCCAUACAACACAUCCUCCUCUGUGGCGGCUUUGUCAAUGUUUUGUGACAAUGAAACGAAUGGCGGUGGCGGUGCGACUCCUGGCCCUGGAGGCAGUAUAAAUGCCCUAACACAGGCCGUGGCAGCAACAGCAGCCGCCGUUACCGCUGGCAUAACACGUUUGGAACGCAACUGCUGGCAAGAUUAUGCAGAAACUCAACUGCUGCAAAAGGACUCAUUGCGUAGCUCAUCAUCGUCUUCGUCAAAUCAAUCGAAUCUAUCGACAUCAUCCUCAUCGAGUGCUUCUUUUGUAACGGCCGCAUCACGUUUCUCACUCUAUCAAUCAUCGCCGCCGCAACACCAGAGCGUGGGUGGUGGUGGUGGCGGUUGUGAACCACCAAUACCGGCGCCACGUCUUAAGAAAGACAAGGAGAAAGAGUCCCUACGUUCUCUGCAGCCCCAACAUAUGACACUGGGCCUCAAUGACACAACGACAACCACCGUUGCUAGCGCUAACACGAGCACCGAUGCCGGUUCUCAUUCCACCAAUGCUUCCGAAGAAUCCAUGAAAGAUCUAAUAUCGCUGGACGAUAGUCACAAUAGUAGCUUCGAUUUGGAGGAUUUCGAUCCACUGAAUCAGAAUGCUCGUCCCUUGCCCACGCUUGGCAAAGCAAUGAAUAGUCAACGCAAUAAAUCCACAACAUUGCCAGCCACUGCUAGUAGAACACCGCCAGCUUCCUUUAUAACAGCGGCCAAUAAUAGUAUAAGUAAUCCCCUGUACACAUUUUAUACACCCCAGCAUAUGGCCACAUCUGUGACGGGACAGCCAUUGCAAUCACAGCAUGCUCCGCUGACAAGGGCGCCAGGAGCCAUAAUGCAGCAGCAUCAACAGCUUCAGCGGCCACAACAACAACCUCCAACACCCCCAUCCGAAAUUCCACCACCUUUACCCAAAUCGGUACCACCUCCCAUGCCACCGCCCGAUGAAGAUUUUGAAUUGUUACGUAAAUAUGGUCUUGAUCAAUUCACUUUAAUUACGACUUCUGUAACAGCGACCAGCACCAGCGGCACAACCAUGGCCGGUACGACAUCAUCCCAGCAGAAUGGCCUUACAACGACGGGUAUGCAGAAUUGGACCACGUUUGAUUGAAUUGGCCGAGGAGUAACAAAAAAAAAAGCAGCAGCAUAAAACCAAAAUUGUUGUUGUUUUUAUAAAUCUAUGAUAUUCAAUGUAAAUAUUUUAUAGAAACAAAUAAAAAUGUAAAAAAGAAAAAUAUUAGAAGAGAGUGUGAUGCUUCUGCUUCCCCGUCUGUAGACCCUCAAUAAAAUUGUGUAAAAUAUAAAAAAA
This is a messenger RNA of Musca domestica (house fly), 4560 nucleotides long. RefSeq names its product DENN domain-containing protein 1A. The coding region runs from base 760 to 4362 and encodes 1200 amino acids. Gene Ontology annotation, molecular function: guanyl-nucleotide exchange factor activity; phosphatidylinositol phosphate binding. Gene Ontology annotation, biological process: endocytosis; endocytic recycling. NCBI's taxonomy places the organism in Eukaryota, Metazoa, Arthropoda, Insecta, Diptera, Muscidae. The record is from RefSeq and is a predicted model, not a curated record. Gene Ontology annotation, cellular component: cytosol; intracellular membrane-bounded organelle. The transcript is spliced from 10 exons.